Haliotis rubra (blacklip abalone) is the source of this 606-nucleotide messenger RNA. RefSeq lists its product as uncharacterized. The transcript has 8 exons. The coding region runs from base 6 to 497 and encodes 163 amino acids. The record is from RefSeq and is a predicted model, not a curated record. Lineage: Eukaryota; Metazoa; Mollusca; Gastropoda; Lepetellida; Haliotidae.
UGAAAAUGCGGUUCCACGACACAUUGACAGCGCCUCGACAAACUGGCACAACACGUGAUCGACCACGCCCAGGACAACUACGUGUCACGACCCCGGCCCAAGAUCGUCACGUCGUCCCCACACAUUUGAAGAACAGGCUCAAGCCUCAGAUCUUGAUUGACAAUUCCAGUGUCAGUAGGGACGGUGAGGUUGAAAUGAUCAGGUUGGUUUGUCUGACUCUCCUGCUGUUGGACGUGGUGUCACGUGUUGAAACAGGAUCCAGUAUGACUGAAAAGAUAAACGACCGACAACAGAGGACGUUGACCAAGCUGAUAACGCUGAACAAAAAAGCGAAAAGAUGGCUACAUCAUUUGGAGAAAAGUGCUGGGCGGGAGAAUGAUGACUACACGUCAGAACGGGAGGAAGAAAUGGGGCAUCGAAGCCAAAGGCGUCAAAGCAGAGCUGAAGAAGAUGAACAGUUUGAGGCUCUUCUCGGUCACAUCUUCGGCCGAACGUAAGACGAAGGAACAGCCCCCGUAACACCUCCAGGACAAGGCUGUGAGAUGUUUUUGUAAUAAUGGGGAUAGAUGCACUCAUUUCCUGAUAAUAAAGAUCUGUUUGCAAAUA